Hibiscus syriacus is the source of this 1416-nucleotide messenger RNA. RefSeq names its product VAN3-binding protein-like. Gene Ontology annotation, biological process: leaf vascular tissue pattern formation; phloem or xylem histogenesis; auxin-activated signaling pathway. Lineage: Eukaryota; Viridiplantae; Streptophyta; Magnoliopsida; Malvales; Malvaceae. Bases 1 to 1413 code for a protein of 470 amino acids. The transcript is spliced from 6 exons. The record is from RefSeq and is a predicted model, not a curated record.
AUGGAGAAACCCGUUGUCGAACAAUGGAGACCGGAGCUGCUGCCGGUUCCGGCACCUUUCAGGCCACCGGAGACGCCGCUUGAACCAAUGGAGUUCUUGUCACGUUCUUGGAGCGUUUCGGCUUUGGAAGUUUCACGGGCUUUAGCUCCUCCACCUCUUCCAUCUUCCCAUCAAAUGUUUUCAAAAGGUUCUUCGAGUGGCAACGUCGUUAUACAAGAAGAUAUCUCCGGCGAGCAUCAGCUCGAAGAAAACAGCAUCGUCUCCGGCAACCCUUUCUCCUUCGCUUCCUCUGAAACUUCCCAAAUGAUCCUCGAAAGAAUCAUGUCGCAGUCGCAAGAAGUAUCUCCAAGAACAUCAGGGAGAUUAUCUCAUAGCAGUGGACCAUUAACAGAUAGCCCACCAGUUUCACCUUCAGACAUUGAUGAUGUUAAGCAAUUCUGCCACGCCAAUAAUUCCCUCAACAUACAGUACCGUUCCAGCACUGGGAUGGCGGUGGGUACUCCUGCCGUGACUGGCGGCGGGAAGACGGUUGGUAGAUGGCUGAAGGAUAGGAGGGAGAAGAAGAAGGAAGAGACGCGUGCUCACAACGCUCAGCUACAUGCUGCCGUUUCUGUCGCCGGGGUUGCCGCGGCCGUGGCAACCAUCGUGGCAGCCACCGCCGCGUUUUCGAGUGCAAGAAAGGAUGAGCAGAGGGUGAAGACUGAUAUGGCCGUGGCAUCCGCUGCCACUCUCGUGGCCGCGCAAUGUGUGGAGGUGGCGGAAGCCAUGGGAGCCGAACGAGACCAUUUGGCCUCCGUCAUCAGUUCGGCUGUCAAUGUCCGGUCCGCGGGUGAUAUCAUGACCUUAACUGCCGGUGCAGCAACAGCCUUACGAGGGGCAGCCACCUUGAAAGCAAGGGCAUUGAAGGAAGUAUGGAACAUUGCAGCCGUAAUCCCUGUCGAAAACAAUAAAACCGGUUGCAAUGGAAGCAAUCACGGCAGCUCUAAUGGCAGCUUUAGUGGUGAGCUUGUUCCUGAAGAGAAUUUCUUAGGAAUCUGCAGCAGAGAGUUGCUAGCUAGAGGCUGUGAGCUUCUCAAACGCACCCGAACAGGUGAUCUUCACUGGAAGAUUGUCUCUGUUUACAUAAACAGAAUGAAUCAAGUUAUGUUAAAGAUGAAGAGCAGACAUGUAGGUGGGACCAUAACAAAAAAGAAAAAGAAUGUGGUGUUGGAGGUGAUUAAAGACAUGCCGGCAUGGCCCGGCCGGCACUUGCUCGAGGGCGGGGAGAACAGGAGAUACUUCGGAUUAAAGACGGAGAUGCGCGGUGUGGUCGAGUUCGAGUGCAAGAGUAGGAGGGAGUACGAUAUAUGGACCCAGGGUGUGUCAAGGCUGCUUUCCAUUGCUGCCGAGAAGAACAAUAGGAAUAGGGUUUGAGAA